AUGGCUUCACUCUCCUCAUCCACCACCGCCACCAUGAGCAGAGCAGUCCCAGCUCAAGCCACCAUGGUGGCUCCGUUCACCGGUCUCAAGUCUACCACAGCUUUUCCGGCAACCAAACAGGCCAAAACCGGCUUCUCCUCCCUCCCCAGCAACGGCGGCAGGGUGCAGUGCAUGAAGGUGUGGCCACCACUCGGGUUGAAGAAGUACGAGACUCUUUCAUACCUGCCACCAUUGUCUGAGGCCUCAUUGGCUAAGGAAGUUGACUAUCUUCUUCGCAGCAAAUGGGUUCCUUGUUUGGAAUUCGAACUGGAACAUGGGUUUGUCUAA
Messenger RNA from Lactuca virosa, 327 nucleotides. The record is from the annotation of a GenBank genome assembly. Lineage: Eukaryota; Viridiplantae; Streptophyta; Magnoliopsida; Asterales; Asteraceae.